ACAGAGCGAGAUUCUUAGAGUAGGGUCUUGUUCGUAAUCGACAUGGAUUGGUUGGGAGACGAUACUGGCCGCACCGAAGCUGCAGCACGAGCCCCCUCGUUACAUGCAGUGUAACCUCAUUUUACAGGGCCAAUUCUGCAUCGCAAUGCAAGUGUCGUAAGCAGCACCAGCAGUCCGAUAAGGAAAUAGUGUAUCGACUGUCUUUUAUAUAAUACUGAAUGCCCAAGACCAAAAUGGGUUCAUGUCCUCACUUUCCCGAAUAGACUUCAAAAUCGUUGAUUUCUUGAUUUGGUACUAAUGGCACGUAUUAUAGAUACCGGCGUUGAUGUUGAGACUACUUUGGAGGACGACAACUCAUAUGGCCACGAAAAGACUGAGACAGUUACCCAAGCGACUCCUCACCAGAAGCGCCACACAAUAAACUCCCUUGAACGAUACAUCCGGCUUCCAACCAUCGUCUUCUUCGGUGUGGUUCUUCUGGCAUCGUGGGAAUCAUUUGCCGUUACGUUUCAAUUCGCCCUGUUGAAUGGUGGGCCAGCGUCCAUGCUCUAUGGGAGCAUUCUCGCCGGUAUUGGCGUGAUCACGAUUGGACUAUCUCUGGCCGAACUGGCUUCAAUUGACCCGACUGUAGGUGCCCAGUAUCGCUGGUCUGCAAACCUAGCCCCGGCCGCUCCACGAUUCUGGGGACUCAUGCAAGGUUGGAUGACAGUAUCAGCUUGGUGCUUUGCUUGCGCAGGGCCGACUUCAUCCCUGUCGCUUUUGAUAACGUCACUGGUUACGUUCAACCAGGAAACGUAUGUCCCAGAACGUUGGCACACGAGCUUGAUCAUGAUUGCUACCAUGAUCAUUCCACUACUGUGCAAUCUCUGGUUCCGAAAAGUCUUGAAUAUCUUGGAGACAUUUGGCGGCAUCUUGCACAUUUGCCUCUUCGUCGUCUUCAUUGCCGUCCUUGCUGCAAUGGGGUCGAAAAGCGACACGGAUUUCGUGUUCAGGACGUUGACCCAUGAUGUCAGUGGGUGGUCAGAUCCAGGAGUUGCAUGGUGUCUGGGCCUACUCUCUGCCACGUUUUCGUUAUCUGGAGUUGACAGCGUGCUGCACAUGAGCGACGAAGUCAAGGAUGUCUGGACUCACAUUCCUUACAGCAUCAUAUGGGCUUGCGUUACUAACUCUGUUAUGCUAUUCAUCUUCGUUGUUGUCCUGUUGUUCUUUAUCGGACCGCUCAACAACGUCACGACAGCCCCCUUGCCUCUCAUCUACGUUCUCUAUGACGCAACAAAUUCCAAGCCUGCGACAAACGUCCUCGUCAUCUUCAUCUCAAUCAUCUAUUUCUGCGCCAUGUUCAACAUAUUCGCCUCUGUCUCGCGCCUGAUCUGGGCAUUCGCGAACGACCACGGACUCCCCUUCUCCGGCUUCUUCGCCUACGUGCACCCGACACUCCAGGUCCCCACCAACGCCCUGAUGCUCGUGGGCGCCAUCGUGGUCCUGCUGUCGCUCAUCUACAUCGGCAGCGCCACCGCGUUCAACGCCAUCAUCUCCCUGCAGACGCUGGGCCUGUACACCUCGUACUUCUUCCCGAUCCUGUUCAUCCUGCUGCGCAAGCUGCGCGGCGCCGCGGCGGAACCCCCGUACGGCCCGUUCCGCAUGGCCAGGCGCUCCGGCAUGUUCGUCAACGCCUUUGCCCUGUGCUAUCUGGCCUUCAUCAUCACCUGGAUGCCGUUCCCGUCGGUGCUCCCCGUCGACAAGGACAACAUGAAUUAUGCGGGCCCCAUCUUUGGCGGCAUGGUCUUGCUGGCGCUGGCCGAUUGGUGCAUCAAUGGGAGAAAGAGGUUCCGGAUGCCAGUCAAGAGGUACGGAUGAGUUUAGCAAGAAAUUGCUUGUGCAGUUUGUCCACAGCCUGGCUUGGUGUCAUAUCGGAAGACUGUCGGUGGCAGUCAAAUUACAGCCUUGUUUUCUGGAUAGUUUCGGUGCCGAGAUGGCUGAUCUGUGGCCGUAGUUCCACCUGGCUUGUUGACACUUCCCAGGCAGUCUGGGCUGCACAUAGUCUUUGAGCAUCCCACCCCGAUGGGAGGCCAAGUAGAGAAUGAAUGAAGGAUAAUUGAAACAAAGUUGUUACUAUCUCAAUGCGGCCACUUAGGACAAAAUGAAUAAAUAACUAAAAGGGACUUGAGUAACUCCUCAGACGUGACUUCAGAGCAAGAGAGCCUGUCUGCAGAUCCAUCCAUUAAAUAUAUGGUCACGAGAUUGGGCACACCUCAGCUUUGUGGUCUAUAGGCUACACACAAUCAUACAGUACGGGAAUAGAACAACAAUGAGCCGCCGGCACUCAGCGAGCGACCUGGAUU
Messenger RNA from Truncatella angustata, 2342 nucleotides. RefSeq names its product amino acid/polyamine transporter I. Gene Ontology annotation, cellular component: membrane. The transcript has 5 exons. Gene Ontology annotation, biological process: transmembrane transport. The record is from RefSeq and is a predicted model, not a curated record. The coding region runs from base 298 to 1857 and encodes 519 amino acids. Gene Ontology annotation, molecular function: transmembrane transporter activity. NCBI's taxonomy places the organism in Eukaryota, Fungi, Ascomycota, Sordariomycetes, Amphisphaeriales, Sporocadaceae.